Molecule: messenger RNA, 1608 nt
Organism: Sugiyamaella lignohabitans
Lineage: Eukaryota; Fungi; Ascomycota; Dipodascomycetes; Dipodascales; Trichomonascaceae
Gene: FIG4
Product: phosphatidylinositol-3,5-bisphosphate 5-phosphatase
Exons: 1
Coding region: 1-1608 (535 amino acids)
Biological process (GO): phosphatidylinositol dephosphorylation
Cellular component (GO): intracellular membrane-bounded organelle
Molecular function (GO): phosphatidylinositol-3,5-bisphosphate 5-phosphatase activity
Source: RefSeq, a predicted model, not a curated record
AUGCAAUAUACUUCGUGGGAUAUGAGUCGGGCAUCUAAAAGUCGUGACCAGGAAGUGAUUGAAUUUUUAGAAAACUAUGCUGAGAAGACUCUAAUGACAACAGGAUUCUUUCACAAUGGAAAGAAUUUGGCAUGGAUGAAAAUUCAAGAUGGAAUUUGCCGGACAAAUUGUAUCGACUGUUUAGAUAGAACUAAUGCUGCCCAGUUUGUUAUUGGUAAAAAGGCUCUUGGAUACCAGCUGUAUGCCCUUGGAAUUAGCAAUACUGUCAAUAUAGAGUACGAUUCUGACGUUGUAAAUCUACUUACGGAGAUGUAUCACGAUCACGGCGACACUAUCGCAUUGCAGUAUGGUGGAUCCCAUUUGGUGAACACGAUGGAGACAUAUCGAAAGAUCAAUCAGUGGACUAGUCAUUCACGGGAUAUGAUAGAAAGUAUAAGGCGAUUCUACAGCAACUCAUUUGUAGACUCCCAACGACAGGAUGCGAUUAAUUUGUUUUUAGGUAAUUAUGUGUGGCGGGAGGGCCAGCCUACUUUAUGGGAUCUAUCUACCGAUUACUACCUUCACAAUGAUGUUUUUGGGAGAAAAUUUAGAAGGAGCUAUUUAAAAUGGUGGACACCGUCAAACCUUUUUACUAUGCAUGAUAGAUUGAACAUGAAGAUUGAUGAUAUUGAUAUUCAUAAUGAAGAAUACGAACCCCUGUUACCAUAUAGAGAUUUUUAUGACAAUUACUGGAAUGAAUAUUACAGACCGAGAAUGUUGACAUCUCUAAAAUCGACCUUUGCUUUUAAUAUGAAUUCGACCCUACGAUAUCUUCCAACUAAUGGCAAGCUACAAGACUUGCAAGAGCUAGCAAUAGGCUCUAGUCCGUUCGUGUCACGAAAGCCACUUGAGGGAAAUCAUAGCGCUGAAUUUAAUAACGGGAAGAACAAGUUCAAGCAGUCUCAGGGUACCUCGAACCCAACUAAACAGAUACGAUCCAGUGGAGGUCCCAGUUCCAUUCGCAAAGAAGCCAUGAAACGUGCUUCAAUGAUAUAUCAGACACCGGCAUUACCCAAGAUUAUCAGCGACCGAGUGUUUUCAGGUAGGGUUCCCGAUUCUGUUAAGCGCGAAGUUGAGGGAGAUGAAAACUCCGCAGAUUUGCAGCCAGUACAGACAAACAUACAGGCUGUUAUGGAAAAGCCUGGUUCCGGACCAUUCCCAAGCUUUGUGGACAACCCUGAUUGUAACGUGACAUAUGGGAAUACGGACGAUGUACAAAAAAUGGCACAGCAGUUUUUGGAACCUGUCGUAUCGUCCCAGCAGUAUCAGGAAUAUGAGCAAUAUGUCAAGAACGACCUUCAGUUUGAAAUGACACCAAGCGGCGGCGGUCAAAAAGAUUCACCACACACUCACGAUAGGUACUUCGGCUUCCUAGUCUCACCUGAUGAAAUUGUAUCAAACCUUCAGGUAGCUACCAACGACUAUAAAGCAUACGAGUAUUACUAUAAAUUGUCACGACUCGACGACGAUCCAUCGGCAGGCCGCAUGGAGAUGGUAGAAGAUAGCUUUGGCACAGAAGUACAUAACGCUUUUGCAUACCAAAAAUGGGUGUCCUUGGACAGCCUGUAA